Naumovozyma castellii is the source of this 1560-nucleotide messenger RNA. RefSeq names its product RNA-dependent ATPase DBP3 (gene DBP3). The record is from RefSeq and is a predicted model, not a curated record. The transcript has a single exon. Bases 1 to 1560 code for a protein of 519 amino acids. NCBI's taxonomy places the organism in Eukaryota, Fungi, Ascomycota, Saccharomycetes, Saccharomycetales, Saccharomycetaceae.
AUGACUAAGGAAGAAAUCAAAGACAGAAAGAGAAAGGUUGAAGCUGAAGAGCUAGUCGAGAAGAAAAAGCACAAGAAGGAUAAGAAGGAUAAGAAAGACAAGAAGGACAAGAAACACAAGAAGCAUAAGGAACACAAAUCUUCUAAGAAGGAAAAAACUGUAUCCGAAGAAAUAGAAUCUCACUCAGAUGAAGACGUUAAAAUCAGUCAAUCUUUAGGUGAUUACGUUCAAAAUGAAGAAUUAACUAAUCUUCCUCAAUCUGAAAUUGAUGAAUUUUACAAGGAAAAUGAAGUCUCUGUUGAUGACCCAUCAAAGUUAAAUCUACGUCCCUUACUAUCAUUUAAACAUGUGUCAUUCAAUUCCAAGAUCCAAUCUGAAAUUGCUAAAUUCCCAAAACCAACACCAAUUCAAGCUGUCUCAUGGCCAUAUCUAUUAUCUGGUAAGGAUGUUAUUGGUGUUGCUGAAACCGGUUCAGGUAAAACUUUUGCCUUUGGUGUCCCAGCCAUUAACUAUUUGGUUCUUAAUAAUGGUAAGAGCAAAGGUGUUCAAGUUCUUGUGAUUUCACCAACUAGGGAGUUAGCAUCUCAAAUUUAUGAUAAUUUGAUCGUUUUGACUGAUAAAGUUGGAUUGGAAUGUUGUUGUGUUUACGGUGGUGUUCCAAAGGAUGCUCAAAGAGCUCAACUUAGAAGAUCUCAAGUUGUAGUCGCUACACCAGGAAGAUUAUUGGAUUUGAUCCAAGAAGGUUCCGUGGAUUUAUCUGCAGUCAAAUAUUUAGUUCUUGAUGAGGCUGAUAGAAUGUUAGAAAAGGGGUUUGAAGAAGAUAUUAAAAACAUUAUUAGAGAGACGGCAACUAAAGAUAGACAAACACUAAUGUUUACUGCUACCUGGCCAAAAGAAGUUCGUGAAUUAGCCUCUUCAUUCAUGAACAAACCUGUGAAGGUAUCUAUCGGUAAUAGAGAUGAAUUAUCCGCCAAUAAAAGAAUUACUCAAAUUGUCGAAGUCAUCGAACCUCAAAGAAAGGAUAGAAAAUUAUUAGAACUAUUAAAGAAGUAUCAUUCUAAAAAAGAAAAAGUGCUAAUCUUUGCCCUAUAUAAGAAAGAGGCUGCCCGUGUGGAAAGAACUUUGAGAUAUAAUGGCUAUGAUGUUGCUGCUAUUCAUGGUGAUUUAUCACAAGAACAAAGAACCAAGGCUUUAGGGGAAUUCAAGUCUGGUAAAUCAAAUCUUUUAUUAGCUACUGAUGUUGCUGCUAGAGGGUUAGAUAUUCCAAAUGUUAAGACAGUCAUUAAUCUAACGUUCCCAUUGACUGUUGAAGAUUAUGUUCAUAGAAUUGGUAGAACCGGUAGAGCCGGUCAAACUGGUACUGCUCAUACUCUUUUCACUGAACAAGAAAAGCAUCUAGCUGGUGGUUUGGUUAACGUCUUGAACGGUGCUAACCAACCUGUUCCAGAAGAUCUAAUUAAAUUUGGUACUCAUACUAAGAAGAAGGAACAUGGUGCUUACGGUGCAUUUUACAAAGAUGUUGAUAUGAGCAAAAAGCCAAAGAAGGUUGUAUUUGAUUAA